GCAUUUUUGUUGUUUAUUUGGAUUUUUAGAAUACGCUCUAAUUGAAAUUUGAAAACAAAAUCCGUCCCAAAAAUUCGAAUUAAAAAGAUAAAUAAGUUAAAACAUUAACAAAAAUGCCAAAUAAUGGUUUUGAGGAAUGGGGAGGCUAUAUGGAUGCCAAAAUUACGAAAUUGGAGGAACAAUUCGCGGCUGCCAGUGAUCCAUUUCGUGUGACGAAUCUCUUUGCUGGAAUUUCGAUCUUUGUCAAUGGUCAUACGAAUCCCUCGUCGGAUGAAUUAAAGAGAAUAAUGAUGGUGCACGGAGGCACCUAUCAUACAUACCAACGGUCGCACACAACCUACAUCAUUGCCUCGAAUCUUCCCGAUGUAAAGAUCCGAAAUAUGGACACAUCGAAGAUUAUAAGUGCUCAAUGGGUUGUGGAUUGUUUGAAGGAGCAGAAAAUUGUAGACUACACCAAAUAUUUGCUCUACAACAAUCAGAACAGAGCACAACCAAAGAUAUCCUUUGGUGCUGUUUCAAAGCCUAAAGAAGUCAAGGAGAAGGUGGAAACAGCUGAAUCUGAGGAAAGUGAAGUUUCUAGUAUACUCAAGGAUCUUGAAAAUCUAAAUGCAAAGAUGAAGCAACAACCUGUUGAACCAAAAACGGUCAAGCCUGACACAUCGAUUGCCUCGACUUCCCGCGGUGUGGCAAUGACUGCUGUGGAUCCAAAGUUUCUCUCUGAGUUUUACAAUAACUCCAGACUCCAUCAUAUAGCCACGUUGGGAGCAGGUUUUAAGCAAUAUGUAUCCGAUCUCCGUGAGGCUCACUCGGGGCUCUUUCCAGACCGAAAAGAACUAUCGGAAAAUCUCCAUCGAUUGGAGAACUUCAUGAAAAGGGGACAAAUAAUCAUGCACAUCGAUAUGGAUUGCUUCUUUGUAUCGGUUGGCCUCCGUUCCCAUCCACACCUGCGAGGUCAACCCAUUGCAGUGACACAUUCCAAAGGAGGAGGUGGUGACGUGCCUGUCCAUCCAGGUGCCGAUCGAAAAGUCGAAAUGGAUCUGUUCACGAAGAAAUUCGAAAACCAGCUUCACAACAACAUCCUCUCGGAUAAGGUGCGUGGGGCUUUCGAAGGCAAACAGUCGCUGUCUGAGAUCGCCUCGUGCAGCUAUGAAGCCCGAGAGAAGGGCAUCCGCAACGGUAUGUUUGUGGGUCACGCUUUGAAGCUUUGUCCAAACCUGAAAACGAUUCCUUACGAUUUCGAGGGGUACAAAGAAGUUGCGUACACUUUGUACAACACCAUCGCCAAGUACACUCUGGACAUCGAGGCUGUCAGUUGCGAUGAGAUGUUUGUCAACCUAACUGACCUCAUCAAUGAGCUUCAAGUGGAUCCUAUGGAUUUUGUAACCUAUGUUAGGCAGGAGGUGCGUGAUAAGACGUCAUGUCCCUGUUCGGCAGGGGUUGGAGAAAAUAAACUCCAGGCACGAAUGGCAACCAAGAAGGCUAAGCCCGAUGGUCAGUUCUUCCUUGGCUCCGAUAAGGUCGAAGAGUACAUGUCGAAUAUUCCUAUAAGGGACCUCCCAGGUGUCGGCAGCAGCACCAUGUACACAUUGAAGGAGAUGCACUUGGUUACGUGCGGAGAUCUUCAAAUGGUUUCACUCGCAAAACUUCAGACAGCAGUUGGCAAAAAGUUUGGCGAAACUCUACACCAAUUCUGUCGGGGGAUCGACCCUCGUCCUUUGGUUUAUGGUCAGGUUAGGAAGUCAGUUUCGGCUGAAGUGAACUAUGGCAUCCGGUUCAAGACACAAACCGAGCUCGAGACGUUUUUGCUGCAGCUCUGCACGGAGGUUCACAGUCGCCUUACCAAUAUCAAGCGCAAAGGCAAAUGUAUAACCUUGAAAAUGAUGGUACGAGCCAAGGAAGCACCUGUGGAGACCUCCAAGUUUAUGGGCCAUGGAGUUUGUGAUAACCUCACAAAAGCUGUGUCACUUUCAGAUUACACCUGUGAUCUCGAGGUCAUAACACGGACAGUUCUUGCCACAACAAAGGCCUUGAAUGUUCCUCCCCAUGAGCUCAGAGGAAUUGGUAUCCAAAUUAACAAACUGGAUGAGCCAAACGAGCCCAAGGAAAAGAAAGAGAAUGUCAUAAAGAACAUGUUCAGCAAGGUGGCUGAAAAACAAUUGGAAAAGCCACGAAAGGAUCCAGAAACCACCGUCGCUGUCGCGAAACUAGAUGAAAAGCAAACGAAAGUACCUGAAUGUAGUGUCAAUGAGAAGAAGUCAACUGGAGCAGUUCCGAAGGGUAAAUCCAAAGGUCGUCCUCGUAAAAAGCCUGCCAAGAUGCCCGAUGUCAUGGGAAUGUUGAAAAAUGCAGCUACAACUUCUAAACGAGCUGCUCAAUCGGCAUCGGAUCUUCCCGACGAUAUUGAUCCCACAGUAUUCGCCGAGUUACCUGAUGACAUUCGCAAUGAAAUCCUGCGUGAUCAUGCUCGGAAACAGACCAGAGUAGCUAAGGAACAGACAUCACCAAAAAAGAAGUGUCAAGCAAAUACCUCUCGAAAAAUGGAAGAAGAAUUUCUCAAGGCAAUGCCACCAGAGCUUCAAAAGGAAGUUGGAAUGCAAUUGGGGAAAUCGUUUGCCUCCACAGACCAACAGAAACCAUCUACUUCAGCUGCCGUUCUAAUUUCCCCUGAAAACAUCUUCGAUCAGGCGGAAACAAUUCAGUUGCUUCUUGAGUGGGUGAAGAGCUCAUCGGUACCAGACAACUAUGACAUCGAAUUGAUAUGUGAACACGCUGCGGAAUUUAUUCGAGCCAAGAAGAUUCACGAUCUCUAUGAUCCUUUGAUGUACCUGUGCAGAAUAAUUAAUCGCUUUGGAAGCUGCGAUUGGCAUACGGCUUACAAUGCCAUCAUAGACGCUAUCCAAAAUCAAAUGCGCUUGAUCUAUGGUCAUAAAUUGUAUCUAAGCGGCACCAUUGAAUGCAACGAGUGUUGGACACUUUCAAAUCUGUGAUUUUUUAAUUUUAAUAAAAUUUAGUUUUUUUUUG
Eupeodes corollae is the source of this 3021-nucleotide messenger RNA. RefSeq names its product DNA repair protein Rev1 (gene Rev1). Gene Ontology annotation, cellular component: nucleus. NCBI's taxonomy places the organism in Eukaryota, Metazoa, Arthropoda, Insecta, Diptera, Syrphidae. The coding region runs from base 114 to 2987 and encodes 957 amino acids. The record is from RefSeq and is a predicted model, not a curated record. The transcript has 4 exons. Gene Ontology annotation, biological process: error-prone translesion synthesis; error-free translesion synthesis. Gene Ontology annotation, molecular function: damaged DNA binding; deoxycytidyl transferase activity; DNA-directed DNA polymerase activity.